Suillus discolor is the source of this 747-nucleotide messenger RNA. RefSeq names its product microtubule-binding protein. Gene Ontology annotation, biological process: spindle assembly; regulation of microtubule polymerization or depolymerization; protein localization to microtubule plus-end. Gene Ontology annotation, cellular component: microtubule organizing center; microtubule plus-end; cytoplasmic microtubule. Bases 1 to 747 code for a protein of 248 amino acids. The transcript has 6 exons. The record is from RefSeq and is a predicted model, not a curated record. Gene Ontology annotation, molecular function: microtubule plus-end binding. NCBI's taxonomy places the organism in Eukaryota, Fungi, Basidiomycota, Agaricomycetes, Boletales, Suillaceae.
AUGGCUGUUUCGCGCUCAGAUCUGCUAGCUUGGCUGAACGAGCUUCUCCAGCUGAACUAUACCAAGAUUGAACAAUGUGGUACCGGAGGAGCCUACUGUCAAAUCCUUGACUCCAUCUAUGGCGAUCUUCCAAUGGCGCGAGUUAAAAUGAAUGCAAAGCACGAGUAUGAAUUUGUCGCCAAUUUCAAAGUCAUGCAAAACGUCUUCAAAGCAAAGAAGAUCGAUAAGCCUAUACCCAUCGAGAAGCUUGUCAAGUGCAAGAUGCAGGACAAUCUAGAGUUCUUGCAAUGGAUGAAGCGAUUCUGGGAUUCCAAUUACGGUGGACAGGGCUAUGACGCGGUCGGACGUAGGCGCGGUGCACCAGCCGAACCGCCAGCGACCAUUGCUCCACUUUCGACUGGGGCACGCAGCGCCAGUGCCGUUCUGGGGGUUGGCGGUCGAUCCGGUGGAAAGACGCCUAUCAGCGGACAUCGGGCAGGCUCUACGCAACCCAAUGAAGCCAUGCAGGCAUUACAGGCUCAACUCCGCGAAAUGUCGACGCAUAUGGAAGGCCUAGAGAAGGAAAGGGACUUUUACUUUGCAAAGCUUCGGGAUAUUGAGAUCCUCGUUCAGCAACAAACAGAGACACUGGAGAGUGCAGGCAAGGAAGAUGACAACCUUAAAGAGAUUCAAAAGAUCCUCUACUCAACAGAGGAUGGUUUUGAAGUUCCUGAAAACGCUCCUGUUGAUGAAGAGGAAACUUUCUGA